Molecule: messenger RNA, 4361 nt
Organism: Xenopus laevis (African clawed frog)
Lineage: Eukaryota; Metazoa; Chordata; Amphibia; Anura; Pipidae
Gene: hdac9.S
Product: histone deacetylase 9 S homeolog
Biological process (GO): chromatin remodeling
Cellular component (GO): nucleus
Molecular function (GO): histone deacetylase activity, hydrolytic mechanism
Source: RefSeq, marked provisional
CACACACACACAUAGAGACUGGAAUAUGCUGCAGACAAUUUAUGAGAGUGAAUCCUAUUUUUCCUCAGAUGGAGUAGCUGGCCGGGAGCAGCUGCUGGCAGAGCAGAGGAUGCACGCCAUGAUCGGCAAAGAUAUAAAGUCUGAAUUUCCCAUUGGCCUGGAGUCCAUCUCCCCUUUAGACUUAAGGACUGAUCUUAGGACAGCAGUGCCUGUUGGUGAUCCAGGUCUGAGAGAGAAACAGCUGCAGCAGGAGCUUCUGAUAAUUAAACAGCAGCAGCAAAUCCAGAAGCAACUUCUAAUUGCAGAGUUUCAGAAGCAGCAUGAAAACCUCACAAGGCAACACCAGGUCCAGCUCCAGGAGCACCUCAAGCUGCAGCAAGAACUUUUAGCAAUGAAGCAACAGCAAGAGCUCUUGGAGAGAGAGAAGGAACAGAAAAUGGAGCAGCAGAGAAAAGAACAGGAAGCAGAAAGGCAUCGCCAGGAGCAGCAAUUAUGUCACCCUCGAAGCAAAGACAGGGUGAAAGAAAGGGCAGUAGCCAGUACAGAGGUGAAACAGAAGCUCCAAGAGUUCAUACUGAGUAAGUCUGCAACUAAAGAACCUUUGACAAACGGAACCAGUCAUUCCAUGGGACGCCACCCGAAGCUUUGGUACACAGCAGCACAUCAUACAUCACUGGAUCAAAGCUCGCCUCCGCCUAGUGGUACGUCGCCAACAUAUAAAUGUCCUCCACCAGGAAAUCAAGACGACUUCCCUUUAAGGAAAACAGCAUCAGAACCCAACUUGAAAGUUCGGUCCCGUUUGAAACAGAAAGUAGUGGAGAGACGGAGCAGCCCUUUACUGAGAAGGAAGGACAGCAUUGUUUCCAGCUCAUACAAGAAGAGAAUAUUUGAGGUUGCAGAAUCUUCGGUGAGUAGCAGCUCUCCAGUAUCUGGACCCAGCUCACCAAAUAAUGGUCCAGUCGCCAUGGAAGCAGAACAUGAAACGCCUGUCUUGUCAGUGAAUUCCCGUAUAGAGAAUUUGGUUUCACAUCAUCAUCUUGUGCAUCAUGAAAGAUCUUUAAGUCUCCUAAACCUGUAUACAUCUCCUUCUUUGCCGAAUAUUACUUUAGGACUGCAUGCGACAGCUACUCAGCUUAAUACCUCAUCUUCAUUAAAAGAGCAACAAAAGUACGACCCGCAGGCACCCCGGCAGGGGGUUUCAAUGGCCGGACAGUACGCCGGAGGCAUUCCAACAUCCUCAAAUCAUGUUUCCCUGGAAGGAAAGGCCAAUAGUCACCAGGCCAUACUGCAACACCUACUGCUGAAAGAACAGAUGCGUCAGCAGAAGAUUUUAGCUUCAGGUGGGACACCAGUUCUACAUCAGUCACCUCUGGCAGCAAAGGACAGAGUUUCACCAGCCGGGAGAGUAGCCCACAAACUGCCUCGUCACAGGCCCCUUCACCGAACCCAAUCUGCUCCUCUGCCCCAGAGUACCCUGGCUCAACUGGUUAUCCAACAGCAGCACCAGCAGUUCUUGGAGAAGCAGAAACAAUAUCAGCAGCAGAUUCACAUGAACAAAAUACUUUCCAAAUCUAUUGAACAACUUCGACAACCCGAAGGGCAUCUUGAAGAAGCUGAGGAAGAUCUUCAUGGAGAUAAUUUGAUGCAAGAAAAGAGUUCCUCCAUUGAUAACACAAGAAGUUACAGCAGUACAGAUCUUAGGACUGGACCUUUUGGAUCUGUGAAAGUGAAAGAGGAGCCACCAGAUAGUGAGAAUGAAAUUAAAACACAUCUUCAGUCUGAGCAGAAGUCAGUUUUUGCGCAACAGGUAACCUGAAGUGUGGGCAUGUCAUGUUCUGGAGAAACAACCUUAUUUUCUAAAGCAACUUGCUGGAAGAAGAACAGGGAUAUGGCAUACUCUAAAUCAAUGAUGGAACCUUCCAUAACAAGCGAUCACAUCCUCCAUUUUUCUGUGGCCAUCAUGGACACCAAGAAAUAACAUGAGUGUUAAAAAGUCAGACUUGAUUUUCUUGUUCCAUAUAGAAUCAUUGCUCACAAUUUAUAGAGAAAGUUAUUGUUGCUAAAUGUCUGCAACUUUUCCUUAAAGGCUCUUUCAUGGCAAUGCAGGUAUCGGAAAUCAUAUUUCUUCUUGAAUAUUGCAUAAUUCUAAAUACAGGUAUAGGACCUAUUUUACGUAUACAUCUUAACCAUAGAGCUUUGAAAUGGAGCCUGAAAAUUUUUUGUAUUUUCUUUGUAUCAAUGUUAACAAAACGUUAGAGAAAUUAGCCUAAAUUCAUGGAAAGCAAUCCUUUUUGGGUUUUGAACUGUUUAAUUUUUUUAGUAAUUACAAGGCACAAUGGGCCAGAUUCAAUUCUGUGAGAAAACCUUAUCUCAUGGUUUAUCAUAUGAAAACUCACGGACUAGAUUUAAUUUUGAAAAAACAUUUCUUCAAAUUAAUUUCCAGUUUUUUCCCUAUAGACUUCAAAAGAGCUUUCAUGUGAAAAACCAUGUGAUACGUUUUUCUGAAUUGAAUUGCAUCUCAAAUUGAAUCUCGUUGAUGAGUCUUCACGUGAUAAAUCUGGCCCAAUGCUCCAUAUUACAGAAAGACCGCAAACCCGUAGAAACCAUGCCUCUUAUCAAUGCCAAUAUAAUCAAUUUGUUGACACACAAAUUAUAAAAAAUUCACUUGGGAAUAUUCAAGCUGCCAGAUUUAAGUUCAAGAUCAGUAACAUAUGAAGAGCCAAGACUUUGAAUUCUCUCUGUUCCAUGACACAAAAGGCAGUGUGCACUUAUAUGUUUAUACUACUGUGGUACUAAUAUUAUCUAAAUUAGACUGAAUCUGUUCAACAUUGAUUAAAAUGAGCAGUCAGGGGUAUUUGUUGCUUUUUUGUUUUUUAAAGAAUUCUAAUGGACAAUUAUCACUAGCAAUCCAUAUACGGUAACUGAAUCACAGUUAAAGAUUGAAUUGCAUAAGGGCAUAAUUACUAAUAUCCUAGCUGUGAUAGUAUGUUGGGAAAAAGGUGUUAUGCACAAUUUUAUGUAAUAAAUCGUAUGGAAAAACGCUUUAUUUUUCUAUCCAAUGUUAUUCAGACAUUGAUAAUGGGAAGUUUGUUUAAACCACUAGUGAUUUAUUUGCAAGGCGCAAAUUCGUGGUGAAUUUGCACGAUUCGCGAAUAAAUUUGUGAAACGGCCAGAAAAAUUUGCCGGCGUAAAAUAAACACGGACACUGGCAUAAAAAAACAGACGCCGACAUAAAAAUGAACGCCGGCAUAAAAAAAUGGACUCCGGCGUCAAAAACGAGCCAGUGCCGUUUUGCAGAUUUUUCGACGUUUUUUUUUCGGCGAAGCAAAACAGUGCAAAUUCGCCCAUCACUACAAACGUUUUUAUUGCUUGCUAGGAACUCAUUACAUUCUUUAUUUACAGAUAUCUAUUGCUUUUAUGAAAGGCAUUUUGUAGCCUACCUUUCGAUCUCCUACUCCUAUCUGUAAAAGCGUAACAAUAGCCUAGAAGCUUUCCACUGGAAUAUUUCCCUUUUGCAUCUAUCUGUAAUAAUUUCGUUUUCAUAAUUCUAAUAUCAUUUCCUAAUUUAUUCAUGUAUUGUGAAGUAGGAAAUCAAUAUACACAAAAAUGAAUUAAUUUGAAGACUUGUAUGUAAUGAACAUGAUUUUCUUAAUUUGCCAUUUUGCAAAAAUGAUUAUCAUAUUUUACAUUGUAUAUCCCCUUUCCUCCUUAAGUCUUAAAAUCAAAGUCCCUACACAGUUUGAUAUUUCCUGUGCAAAAUAUAAUUCUACCUGCAUUUUUACCCCUGAUUACAUUUUCUUAGCCCACUCAUUUGCUAAAAAUGGUACAAACAGGUGACGUCUUCUUCAGGAACAAAGAACUUCUUAACUUUUUAUCUCUUACAUGUCUUACAUUUGGAUACUGGAAAUCACAUUUGUCUAAAAUAGUAGUGGUAUGUGAUUCAUAUGUAUGCAUUAAUAUAAAACUGAAUAUACCCACAUAAUAAAUUCAAAAAUGUACACAUACACACGUAAACACAACCCUAUUAUCUAAUGAAAGAUCUGGUGACAAAUUUGUAUAUUAUUAUGUAAACCAAAUGAAAAUUGUAUUUGUAUAUUUCAUGUCCUUCAUAGUUCAAGUAUUAUAUGCUAUUUAUCCCACAAAUGACAAUAAGGAAAGGGAUUUUCUAUAAAUAUGUCAAAUCAAAUACAGGUAAAUUGUUUCUGUUGUUAUAUGUACGUAUGACAUUUUUAUCUAUUGUAUUUAUUUUCACCUGUAGCAGGGAUUUUGCUGUUUUGUGUUGUAAAUAGAUUAUGAUUGUAUUUUUUUGCCUUAUGUUAUAAUAUUAUUCUUUUCACAAAUAAAAAGUUUUCUUUUUUAAA